GAUGUGUGGGCGGCAGCGCGGCUCUGGGGGAGGGGACCUUCGUAGAAACAGCAGAACCUGCCGAGAUCAAUCCUGCUGGAGUUUUUCCUGACUUCUCCCUUUCCUUUCUAGGUUUGUACAAGAAAUCUGGAAAACUCGUGUUCCUGGGCUUGGAUAAUGCCGGCAAAACCACUCUGCUGCACAUGCUCAAGGAUGACCGGCUGGGUCAGCACGUCCCCACGCUACAUCCCACCUCGGAGGAGCUGACAAUCGCUGGAAUGACCUUCACAACUUUCGAUCUGGGUGGACAUGAACAAGCUCGCCGCGUCUGGAAGAACUACCUGCCGGCCAUCAACGGGAUCGUCUUCCUGGUGGACUGCGCAGAUCACUCGCGUCUCAUGGAAUCCAAAGUCGAGCUUAAUGCGCUCAUGACGGACGAGACAAUAUCCAACGUGCCAAUCCUUAUCCUGGGGAACAAAAUUGACAGACCCGAGGCCAUCAGCGAGGAGAAACUGCGGGAGAUCUUCGGGCUCUACGGACAGACCACGGGAAAGGGAAACGUGCCGCUGAAGGACCUGAACGCGCGCCCCAUGGAGGUGUUCAUGUGCAGCGUGCUGAAGAGGCAAGGCUACGGCGAAGGCUUCCGCUGGCUGUCGCAGUACAUCGACUGACCCGCGGCACGGGCGUGAAAAACGAGUUCUGCUCCCUCUGGACUGAUCCCGUUCGCGGCUUCCUAUGGACUUUUCUAUUAGGACACGGAAGGAUU
Molecule: messenger RNA, 745 nt
Organism: Apaloderma vittatum (bar-tailed trogon)
Lineage: Eukaryota; Metazoa; Chordata; Aves; Trogoniformes; Trogonidae
Product: GTP-binding protein SAR1a-like
Exons: 5
Biological process (GO): vesicle organization; intracellular protein transport; membrane organization
Cellular component (GO): endoplasmic reticulum exit site; COPII vesicle coat
Molecular function (GO): GTPase activity; GTP binding
Source: RefSeq, a predicted model, not a curated record